This is a messenger RNA of Pangasianodon hypophthalmus (striped catfish), 569 nucleotides long. It is a transcript of the gene snrpf, whose product is annotated as small nuclear ribonucleoprotein polypeptide F. Gene Ontology annotation, molecular function: RNA binding. Gene Ontology annotation, biological process: spliceosomal snRNP assembly; mRNA splicing, via spliceosome. Gene Ontology annotation, cellular component: catalytic step 2 spliceosome; U1 snRNP. The transcript is spliced from 4 exons. The record is from RefSeq and is a predicted model, not a curated record. The coding region runs from base 143 to 403 and encodes 86 amino acids. Lineage: Eukaryota; Metazoa; Chordata; Actinopteri; Siluriformes; Pangasiidae.
UUUCUCUACGCUUCCGGUUCAAAGGUCACUCGUUGUCCUUCCCUUUCCUGGCGGCAAGGCAUGCGAGUGCGCUUCUGAAACAGAUGCUUUUUGAAUGAAGAAUUAUUUUUUUGGUAUUGAAACCUGAUUUACCUUUCUAAACAUGAGUUUGCCGCUGAAUCCGAAGCCCUUCCUGAACGGUCUGACAGGGAAACCAGUGAUGGUGAAGCUGAAAUGGGGGAUGGAGUACAAGGGUUACUUGGUCUCUGUGGACGGAUACAUGAACAUGCAGCUGGCUAACACAGAGGAGUAUGUGGAUGGAGCUUUGUCGGGUCACCUCGGGGAGGUGUUAAUCAGGUGUAACAAUGUUUUGUAUAUACGAGGAGUAGAAGAAGAGGAAGAGGAUGGAGAGAUGCGAGAAUAAUGCGGGGUUAUGGAUUUGGGGUUGAAAAUGUAUGGUUUAGUUUGUCUUAGCUGUAUGUUUAGUUUUGUUUCUUUUCUUUUUUUGUGAAUUCAUGUGUUGGUUUUUUACACUAUAAAAGCAUAAUUCCUGGCUGCACAAUGGUGCAAAUAAAAUUAUGCAUUUUGUA